Molecule: messenger RNA, 981 nt
Organism: Closterium sp. NIES-65
Lineage: Eukaryota; Viridiplantae; Streptophyta; Zygnematophyceae; Desmidiales; Closteriaceae
Source: the annotation of a GenBank genome assembly
AUGCACCUCCGCACUAGUGACACUCGCUACCGCGCUGCGCUUCCUGCUGAGUUCUGCGCCAAGACCCCCCCCCCCCCCAUGUACAUCGCCCUCUACUACCUAGUCACUCGGCUCCCUGACUCUCUCUGCGUAGUCACGGACCACUUCCUCUCAGUUUGCCCCACCACUCUCACCGUUGACCUCCUCGAGAAGGGCCUCCUAGCAGUAGAGAAAAACAUAGUCGCUGUAGCGAGAGACACCGCACCGGCAAGGGCAAGGGGGGCAAGGGCGCUGGGAGGGCUAGCGGGGGAGGUGGAGGAAGUGGUGGAGGCAGUGGAGGGAGUGGGGGUGGUGGUGGGAGUGGUGGCGGGGGUGGCGGCGGCGGCGGCAGUAGUGGAGGCGGAGGAGGCGGCGGUGGUGGCGGAGGGAGCGGAGGCGGCGGAGGUGGCGGAGGAGGCGGAGGUGGAGGAGGCGGCGGAGGCGGCGGCGGCGGCGGUGGUGGAGCGGGUCGCGACUCUGCGCAGAGGAGUGGGUCAGCGCGAUGGGGGUACUGGUCCUUGCACUUACGUCCUCCGUACCGGCGACCGAGCUGGUGAGCAGUGCGGGGGCCCGCACUCCACCCAACGCUGCUUCGGCCGCCAGACGGACGCGUGGCGUCACCAGUUCCCCGAGGCGUCAGAGAUCCAUCGCUGGGGAGAUCUGUCUAGGGCGGGGGUUGCCAUCUUUGAUCUUGACUAUGAUGCUUUCCUUGCUGCCAUGUAUUUUGUUACUACUAGUGUUGAGGGUGACUGUUACCUGUGUGUACCGCCUGACCUGGGCAUUGAGGCCACUGCUCUAGGUGCUGGUGAGGCUGCUGCUCUAGGUGCUAGUGCGUCUGCUGCCCCAGGUGCUAGUGCGUCUGCUGCCCCAGGUGCUGGUGAGUCUGCUCUCUCAGGUACUACGUCGGCUCAGGCCUUACACACCUUCACCAUUGACUCGGGUGCGUCCCGCUCCUUCUUUUGA